AUGCCACAUAAAUUUGAUGAUAGCAAUGAUGACCUGUAUAGAAUACGCGAACAUGAUUCGUUCAAUUCUAUAACAGUUCCACAUCAAUCACUUAUGGCAACUUCUAGUAGCUCGAAUAUAUCAACAAAAGUAGAAGAAUUAAUUCCUCCAAUUGAUAUAAAAGAUAUUAUUCUUAAUCUAAAAGUAAAAUAUAAUUAUCCUGAAAUUUAUAAGUUCAUUGAAGAACUCAAAAGUCCAAAUAAUGAAAUGAAAGUUAAUAAUCGAAUUCUAUCUGUUUCACAGCUUUAUACACUUCAUAUACUAAAUGAUCUAAUCGAUAUGAGUAAUCAAACUAUACGUAAAAUUUAUCGCCCAACAUUAUUUAUUCGUAAAAAUGAUGCAUUCGGUCCAUUUAAUCAUUAUUAUUUACUGAAAUUAUUCGAUAUUGAGUAUGAAUGUCCAAAUAAAGACAAUUUUCCAAAAGUAUGGAAAGUAACAGUUGAUACAAAUGUUAUUGUUAAUGUACUUCAACUGAGUACUGCUACAAAUUUUCCAACAGAAGCAAAUUCGAAUGCGAUUGAAAAUGAUACGGCAACAUUGAUUGGAACAUUACGUGCUAUAUGUCAAGAGAAUAAAUAUGAUGAAGAAGAUGCAAAAACAUAG
Messenger RNA from Rotaria socialis, 642 nucleotides. The record is from the annotation of a GenBank genome assembly. Lineage: Eukaryota; Metazoa; Rotifera; Eurotatoria; Philodinida; Philodinidae.